UUGUUGCAAACUUUCUUCAAAAAAGUGUACUUUUCUUUAUUAAUUCAGUGCAAAACUCUCGACAAUCGUUCUUUAGUGUCGUGUUCAAGAAAAUUCGUACAGUUUACGGUAGUGCCGAGUGUAUUUCCAGCAUUUUUCACUACAUCCUGCGUUUGCCUAAGUAGCACUUUGUCUCAUCUCGUUCUACUUUGGCUGACGGCUGUUGCUGCUUGCUGGUGGUGAUUAUCGCACGGAAUCCCAAAGAAAAAAGUUCAUUUUCGCCUGUGCGUGUUUUGAUAUUUUCAUUCACCAUCAUUAUUUGCGGGUUUGCCGUCGGUAAACAAAACAAACAAAAACUACCGUUAAAUCUGACACCGCCGCGCUUGCCAAAAACUAGUUGUGCAUACCUACCUACCUAUACUGCCUACCUGUUAGUCGUGCCGAAAGUUGUUUCUGCAGGAUAGUUUUUUUUGCUCUCGCGUUUAAUCCUGCACCUGCAUCGAAUCGAACACCGGGGAAACGUUUCUGUGUUGGAUUACUCAUCUUGAGGUUGAUGCUGCCAUUGCCACUGCAUUCGCUGCUGAUCUGAUCGCUGUCGGUGUGUUACCUGUGUUUGUGUGUGCUGUAUGAGGGGUUAAGCUCGCGCAAUAAAUUUAUUAACGACCGCGACCGCAGCCGAUAUCAUCCCGUUUAUACCAGUACCAGUACCAGCACACCACUGGAAAGAUAUUUUCGACCCGAUUACGGCGAUGGCGAGCGAUGCUUGAACGGGUCCGGCUAGGUGGCUUCAGUGGUUCGUACAAAGUAAGAAGUGCCGAGCUGGCGCGCGACAAGAAAGUCCAAACCAAAGCGGUGACCGUUCUGUUUCUCGAUGAAAGUACCCACACGUUCCAGCUAGAGAAGAAGGCCAAGGGAGCCGAUUUACUCGAGCAGGUCUUCCGGCAUUUGGAACUAACCGAACGGGACUACUUUGGGCUUCAAUUUCAACCGAAAUGUGGCACCGGCACAAACGGAAGCAGCUCCGGCAGCGCAGUAAAUGGCGGUAGUACCGGCAAAAGCAAUCGCUCGGAGUCCUCGGCAGCGUCAGCGGCUUCGGGUCGAUGGCUGGAUCCCAAUAAACCAUUUCGAAAACAGUGGAACUCUGUGCGCCUUUCGGGUGAUUCCAGUCCGACGCUCGCCUUCCGAGUGAAAUUUUACGUAACCGAUCCGAGCCGAUUACACGAAGAGUAUACGAGAUACCAGUUUUAUCUGCAGAUAAAAAGGGACAUAUUUCAGGGUAAACUUCCGGUGGGUUUAAAUACCGCCUGUCUACUCGCUAGCUAUACAGUACAGUCGGAACUAGGCGACUACAAUCCACUGGAUCAUACAUUUGGAUAUCUUAGUGAAAUGCAGCUACUGGCUGAGCAGAACGAGGAAACCGAACGGCGGAUAUCAGAACUGCACAAGCUUCAUCGGGGGCAAUUGCCGGCGGACGCCGAGUACAACUAUCUCGAGCAUGCCAAACGAUUGGACAUGUACGGAAUAGACUUUCACAGAGCGACUGACUCAACUGGGAAAGAACUGAAUCUGGGCGUCUCGUCCAUAGGAUUACUAGUCUACCAAAACGGUAUUCGCGUCAAUACCUUUUCCUGGUCUAAGAUGGUUAAGGUAUCAUUCAAACGUAAAGAUUUCUUCAUUCAACUGCGACGUGAGCCGUCGGAAAAUUACGACACUCUGCUCGGUUUCUGUAUGGGUUCACAUCGAAACGCGAAAACACUGUGGAAAGCGUGUGUCGAGCAUCACUCGUUUUUCAGACUGCAAAGACCGCACCGUUCACCACGUUUCCUGCCAUUAACCUUAGGUUCUAAAUUUCAUUAUUCCGGCCGUACCGAGCUGCAAGCCGUCCAGGAGAGCAGACAACGUGGCAAGGUUGCCAAAAUUUUCAUCCGAUCGCCCAGCAAACGACUGCUUUGUCCUUCCCAGCCGCAGUCGCCGUUGCUCAACGGGUCCAGCAAUGAAGGCAGCAACGGCAACGGGGCAAACAGCAAAAACCAGCUGUCCCUUCUAUCGUUAACGAAAGCUACCCGAACGUAUGAUAAAGUAACCUCGAAGACGCCAUCGAUUCCGCGAAAGGCCUGGGAGCAGCAAGGCGAUGAUCCAACAUUCAUCGAGCACUGUGGCCGCACGUACGACGCCCAGAUUCCGAACAUGUUCGACUCGCCCCCUGCGUACAAUGGCAUCAACAACGCGGAGAAUGCCGUCCCCAACGAGGAAGGACUGGUGACCAUCCGGCUGGUAGCAGACGACCAGGGACGGUUCGGUUUCAACGUGAAGGGUGGCGUCGAUUUGAACCUUCCGGUACAGGUUUCCCGGGUGGCACCUCACACGCCGGCAGACAAGAGCACACCGCGGAUUUGCGAAGGCGACCAGCUGGUGAUGAUCAACGGGCGCGACGUCAGCACCAUGAUGCACGAACAGGUUGUGAAUUUAAUACGAGCUUCCCGACAAGGGGGUGAGCUAAUGCUUACACUAAAACCGAAUGCCUUAGUCGACUAUACGGAGGAGGAACCACUGUAUCAGUAUGUUCCGGAGGAGAACGAUAUUAUGCGCGGUGAAUUGAACGGCGAUCAGUUGUUCACCCAAUCCCUACUUUUGCUGAGUGACGGAUUAGCGUCCGGCUCUCUGCUGGCGCAAUACGAACAGAUGUACAGGAAAAAUUCUGACCUGGCCAUAACGGAAGCCAGAAAGAAUGAAAACUUGAACAAAAAUCGUUAUCGUGAUAUUUCACCUUACGACUGCACCCGGGUAGUGCUGCUGAACGCCGAAAGCGGUGACUACAUCAAUGCAAACUACGUCAACAUGGAGAUACCACCAACGGGGACAAUCAAUCGGUACAUUGCAACCCAAGGGCCGCUCUCAACCACCGUCAACGAUUUCUGGCGAAUGGUUCAGCAGGAGAGCAGUCAUUUGGUGGUAAUGCUUACCACCGUAAUGGAACGCGGUCGUCCCAAAUGCCAUCAAUACUGGCCUUCGGCCGAUGAGGAACCUUUCGCUCUAUCGGAAGGGUUUUCGAUCAAGUGUAUCACCGAGAAACCGGACGAAACGGGCAGUUUCGUGUUUCGAGAUCUGGUACUGACCGACGAAAAGACGGCCGAAAUUAGAACUAUUCAACACAUGCAAUAUCUGGCCUGGCCAGAUCACGGCGUUCCCGCCGAUCCGGAACUGUUUCUUCAGUUUACCGAGAAAGUUCGAGCUGCUCGAAACACCACGCUGCUGCAGGAAAUCGAAGCCAGUUUGAAGAAUGUAAAGCUAAGAACGAUGGAUGAUAACGGCGGGUUGGACAUGUCGGAGCGGCGCAUCGUUCACACCGACAGCGAUGAAAGUCCAAAUGAUAUGCCAUCUUCGACCUCGGUUCAUCAAUACAUCAGCGCAGCAAAUCCUCCAAUUAUCGUUCAUUGUUCCGCUGGUAUCGGACGAACGGGCGUGCUGAUUUUGAUGGAUACCGCGCUAGCACUGAUGGAGGAAAAGGAACCAAUCUACCCGCUGGACAUCGUACAGGCAAUGCGCGAUCAACGCGCCUGCAUGGUACAAAAUGUGAGUCAGUAUCGCUUCGUGUGCGAAUGCAUUUGCGCAGCUUACAAGAAGAUGGUAACGCGGGAAACAACGGAAGCGACCACCGCCGCCGGCACGACGACGUUGAAGUUCGUUGCCACUGCCAACGGUGCGGGAACGGGAUCGGCCGUUCAUUCUUCGUCCGGUGAGGAAGAUACGUCACCGAUCGAGGAUGAACCGAAGGAGCGCAAGGCACCGCUAGCGGUAGAGACCACCAGUCUAACCACGACACCGACCACCAACAACAUAACGCCAACCAACGGCAACGAUGAGCCGGCGGCGGCGGCACUCAAAGCGACCGCCGGCCUGCACGUGAGCUCCUGAUUGGAAACCGUGGUCUAGGUUCGUCUAGACUUAUAUAUUUUUGCAGAAGAAGAAAAGAUUUUAAUCGUAUAUUUAAGUUUCAAUAUUUACAUAUUCGUAUCAUCUCUGUAGAUUUACGAUUGACAGUUACAUAUUUAUGAAAAGCUAUCCCUAGUUUGCCUCCAACAGUAAUUAUGAUCACAUAUGCAUAAUCGUAUACCUUUAAGUGGUUGUAUCAACAAUUUUCAUAUGAUUAUUCUAACAGUGUUAAAGAAACAUUAAAAAAUACGAAUCGACAUUAUCACUUUUAAAACGAUGAUCAGUAGGGUAACAUCGAGUAAUAGACUGUAAUUGCAGCAUUAUGUAGCGUCUGAAUCCGGUGAAUGUUUCCUCUGUUUUUAUGUUAGCAGUCCGCAACGAAUUCAUUUUUUCGUAAACUUACAAUCGUUUUUUCAACUCCGAUUUGAUGUUAAUAUAAAUAUCUGUACAUGAAUUUGGGUUAAUGUGUUCAAGAAAAUAAGAAAACGUGGAAGAAAUCCUGCAGAAAUUAUU
Messenger RNA from Sabethes cyaneus, 4425 nucleotides. It is a transcript of the gene Ptpmeg, whose product is annotated as tyrosine-protein phosphatase non-receptor type 4. The record is from RefSeq and is a predicted model, not a curated record. The coding region runs from base 739 to 3894 and encodes 1051 amino acids. NCBI's taxonomy places the organism in Eukaryota, Metazoa, Arthropoda, Insecta, Diptera, Culicidae. Gene Ontology annotation, biological process: protein dephosphorylation. Gene Ontology annotation, cellular component: cytoskeleton. Gene Ontology annotation, molecular function: protein tyrosine phosphatase activity; protein binding. The transcript is spliced from 10 exons.